AUGCAACGGGCUCUGGUUGUGAUGGCUAAUAAGUGUGAACUCACAUCUCAGCUCCGCAUAAGGCCAGUUACAGGAAGGGCCAGAGGAGGAGGGUCCCUGGGUCCCUGGGUCCCUGGGUCCCUGGGCCCCAGCGCUGGCUGCUCCAUCGCUGGUUUCCUGCUCCACACAGCAGGCUGCAUCGCCCCCUGCUGCUCCCGCCGAGGGGCCUGCCUCUCAGCCUUCGUGCUGCUCCUGCUGGCAGCUGUCGCGGCCCUCAUCACCCUGGUCAUCAUCCUUGGAUCCCCACCACGUACACCAGGGGCCCAGGCCUGUGUGACGCUGACGAACAGGACCGGCUUCCUGUGCCAUGACCGGAGGAGCUGCAUCUCGGCCAGCGGGGUCUGUGACGGCGUCCGCACCUGUCCCCAUGGCGAGGACGAGGAGGAGGCCUUGUGCCGAGAUGUGCCCCAGAGUCUGCCCGGCUUCCUUGUGGCCCACUGUGGAAACCCAGCUUCCUGGAUCUACUCAGACCAAAAGUGUGACGGAACCAACAACUGUGGGGACUGCUCAGAUGAACUGAGCCCAGUGACUGCAUGCCCACCCUGUGGCCCUGGGUGGUGGCGCUGCCCCUCCACUGUCUUCAAGUAUUGCGACUGUAUCCCGAGGAGCCUCUGCCGGGACCGUGUGCAGCACUGCUCCGACUGGUCUGACGAGUACUCCUGUCCUGGACCCUGAGUGGCACCAGGCCCGAGCAGGACGCUGGUUGAAUGGCACUGGUAAUCCUUCACAUGAGCAUCGAAUUGAAGAACAUGAGGACAGGAAGGAGCCAUCAAGAUCACCUAAUGGGAUUUACACACUAUUGUCUCUGAAUAAGACUUGCCUCUCUGGCUUUCAAGAUAUUUACCCUCUCCUUGCAUGCCUCCAGGGACAGGGAGCUCACUAUCAUGUUAAGCAGCUCCUAACAAAAAUGAGGGGAAUCUGCUUCCAUGAUUUUAGGCUGCCUGUGGGGCUACACAGAGGAGCCCCUUAGAGAAAAGACAGGUCUGGGGCUCACACACCAAGCUGAGGCAUUUAGGCCUUAUUCGCCAUUUCCUGUCUCUGUGGUACCCGAGGCAGGUAUUGCUGGGCUUGGCUACAGCCUUAGCAUUUUCCUCAUUUUCCUCCCUGGCCCUGCUGGUUGAUUACAUGAAAUUACGCCUGGGAUGGGGCUUUGUCAUCCUGCCAGUGGGAAGCCGUCCAGGAGGCUCUGAGCUAUAAAGUAGAAGGAAUGGAGAAAGAGAAGCCCUUCUGUCCAUUCCGUUCUUCACCCUACCACUCCCCUCGCUCCACCCCGUGACCAGUACCAGACAUACAGCCCCGGGUUCUUGUAGUAAGGAUUGGAUUUCGAUCCCAGAGCCUGAGUGAAGGAGCUCUUUCUCUGCAGAGCUUUUCAGCUUCCCCACACCCAGACAGACAAGGAUGGAUGCUCCCAUUAAACAGAUGAGGAAACUGAGGCCCAGUGGGAGAAAUUACUUGCCUGGGAUCAUACAGUAAAGUCAGUGAGACUCUAACAUAGUCUAUGGUGUCCCUUUCCUGCUAUCAGUAUAAUUAUCUCUUGGCUUGUGGGCCAAGGGGAUGGGGAUGUGCAGAGUCCCUGUGGAGUAUUUUUAAAAUGAGCUCGAGGGUCAGAAAGUGUCCCACCCUUAUUCUGAAAGAGAGACUUGAAAUCUGGCCAACAAGAGGGUUCCUGUUGAGGGAGACAGACAUAUCCCCAUGGAAAUUAAUAAAAUCAGU
Messenger RNA from Myotis brandtii (Brandt's bat), 1752 nucleotides. RefSeq names its product low density lipoprotein receptor class A domain containing 1 (gene LDLRAD1). Bases 1 to 714 code for a protein of 237 amino acids. Gene Ontology annotation, molecular function: protein binding. The record is from RefSeq and is a predicted model, not a curated record. NCBI's taxonomy places the organism in Eukaryota, Metazoa, Chordata, Mammalia, Chiroptera, Vespertilionidae. The transcript is spliced from 5 exons. Gene Ontology annotation, cellular component: plasma membrane.